This is a messenger RNA of Chaetomium globosum CBS 148.51, 1407 nucleotides long. RefSeq lists its product as uncharacterized. The transcript is spliced from 3 exons. Gene Ontology annotation, molecular function: sarcosine oxidase activity; L-pipecolate oxidase activity; proline dehydrogenase activity. The coding region runs from base 1 to 1407 and encodes 468 amino acids. The record is from RefSeq and is a predicted model, not a curated record. NCBI's taxonomy places the organism in Eukaryota, Fungi, Ascomycota, Sordariomycetes, Sordariales, Chaetomiaceae.
AUGGCCGCUGGAGUCUGCAUCGGACAAAUUAGCGUUUGCCGAGGAAGCCCAUACAACCAGCAGUUGGGAAACAGAACGAACACGCAGUCGCACAACCUGGGGCGUUUCCUUCGCCAGACGCCGCCAGCAUCGACACCAGCCGAAUUAUUAGGGCCGACUAUGCUGAUCCAGCGUACACGGCGUUGGGUGACGAGGCCCAGGCGCAAUGGCGCAAACAAGACACACCCGCCGACUUGGGAGCCCAAGGGCGCUACCAUGAGGCUGGGCUGCUCCUGGGUUGGCGACGCUUCGCCGCCUGCGCCUGGAGCCGCCCCGUCGAGCGGGGGCCUGAAACCCAAGCUUACGGGCAUGGACUAUGCUCGUAAGAGCUGGGCCAACGUCCUGUCUCUAGCGUCUAAAAACCCAGCUCUUGCCGCCCGAGUUCGGGAGCUCCCCAACCCCGACGCCAUCCGCGAGGCGCUGGGAACGGGUGGCAGCUCCGGGUCAUGGGGUUACAUCAACAACAACAGCGGCUGGGCGAACGCGACAGCCUCCAUGGCGUGGUUAUUUGACCAGGUUCAAAAGACCGGUCGUGUGAACUUUGUUGCUGGGACCGUUAUUUCCCUGGAAAGGGCUGAAGACACGGUCACCGGCGCCAAGCUCUCCGACGGCCGCGUUUUGUCCGCCGAUCUUGUUGUCGUGGCCGCGGGCGCAUGGACCGGCAGCCUAGUUGACUUGGCCGGGCAGACAGUCGCCACCGGCCAGGUACUCGGCUACAUGGACAUCACCGAAGCCGAACAAGAGAAACUAGCCAACAUGCCCGUCAUCCUCAACAUCUCCACCGGCCUCUUCAUCAUCCCACCCACCGACCGCGUCCUCAAGAUUGCCCAGCACGCCUACGGCUAUCUCAACCCAGUCACACCCGCCAACCCACCCCUCCCGUUCUCCCCGUCUCUCACCACCCAAACACCAACCCCGAUCUUCCUCCCCCGAACAGGCCUCACCGACCCAGACCUCACCAUCCCCGCCGCCGCAGCAGCCGAUCUCCGUCGCGCCCUCCGCGAGAUGAUCCCCUGGCCGGCGCUGCACGACCGGCCGUUCACCAAGACGCGCCUGUGCUGGUACGCGGACACGGCCGACGCCGAUUUCCUCGUCGACUACCACCCACACUGGCACGGCCUGUUCGUGGCGACGGGCGACAGCGGGCACGCCUUCAAGUUCCUGCCCGUCAUCGGCGACAAGGUCGUCGACUGCAUCGUACGGGAACCCCCCUUGCAGUUUCGCGGGAAGUGGGAUUGGAAGGUCAUCGUGCCCAAGUCUGGGGCUGCGGUGGCUGCGUUUACGGAGGAUGGGACGAGGGGUGGUACGCCGGGGUUGGUUUUGGCGGAGGCAUUGGGGGAGGUGGAGAGAGUGGUGCCUUCGGUUUGA